Fusarium odoratissimum NRRL 54006 is the source of this 2027-nucleotide messenger RNA. RefSeq lists its product as uncharacterized. Gene Ontology annotation, cellular component: extracellular region. The record is from RefSeq and is a predicted model, not a curated record. NCBI's taxonomy places the organism in Eukaryota, Fungi, Ascomycota, Sordariomycetes, Hypocreales, Nectriaceae. Gene Ontology annotation, molecular function: pectate lyase activity; cellulose binding. Gene Ontology annotation, biological process: carbohydrate metabolic process. The transcript has a single exon. Bases 179 to 1831 code for a protein of 550 amino acids.
CAACAACAAGACAUCAAAAAGGGUCCCAACAUCGUCAACUAUUAUCACUUUCUCUCACUUCUUUGGUACUGCUCUUUACUUUCCUUCAUUUGGCUCUCAUUCAUUCGUUACAUCUUAGGCCGGCCUAAGUCAUUCGUUUAUUCCUUUUCACGGCUUGUCAUUCAUUUCUCUAUUCAAUAUGCGUCUGCAAAGUAUCGCUGCCAUCCUGGCUGCUGCCGCUACGGCUUCUGCUCAGAGUGUUUCGGGCAAGGCUUAUGGUUUUGCUGCUGGUGUUACUGGUGGUGAGGGAGAGGCCGUUACGCCUUCUUCUGCUGAGGAGCUUGCUACGCUUCUCGCUGAUGACACUCCUCGUGUUAUCUAUCUCGACAAGGAGUUUGACUUUACUGGAGAUGUCAAGACUGGUGCUGGUUGUGAUCGCAAGAGCUGCAGUGCCAGCAAUGGUGGUCAGCUUUACCUCGGUGAUCUUUCUUGCGGCGGUGAUGACAAUGUCGCUGUUAGCUCCAUCACCUACGACGCUGCUGGUCCUGAGCCCCUUCCCGUUGGUAGCAACAAGAGUAUCAUCGGUAACGGAAAGGCUGUUCUCAAGGGCAAGGGUCUCUCAAUCAAGAAGGGAUCCAAGAACGUCAUUGUCCAGGGCAUUGAGUUCACCGACAUCAACCCCGGUGUUGUAUGGGGUGGUGACGCUCUCGAGCUCAAGGGUCUCAACGAUGGUGUCUGGAUCGAUCACUGCAAGUUCUCCAAGGUUGGCCGCAUGUUCAUCGUCUCCCACUACGAUGGCUCCCGCCUCACCAUCUCCAACUCCGAAUUCGACGGUGUCACGGACACUUCUGCUUCUUGCAACGGCAACCACUACUGGACCAUGAUGUUCUACGGUGAGGGUGACCAGGUCACUCUUGAUCGCAACCACUUCCACGAUGUCGCUGGCCGAGCUCCCAAGCUUGGCGAGCCUGGCACCAACGGUUACUUCCACGCUACCAACAACUACUUCCAGAACAUGAAGGGCCAUGCCUUUGAUGCCUACCAGGGAGCCAACGCCAUCAUUGAGGGUAACGUCUUUGAUGGUGUCGACACUCCUAUCACUAAGGAGGCUGCUUCCGUCAGCACUCUGUUCGUCGCUGAUGAGAGCGAUGCUUCUGCUUGCCAGUCCGCUCUUGGCCGUGCUUGCGUGCCCAACUCUGCUACCAGCAGCGGUGAUCUUCCCUCUUUGAAGGGUCAGAGCGGCCUCGACGCUGUCGCUAAGAACAAGGACAAUAUCAUCACCCCCGUCUCUGCCAGCGAAGUCACUGCUCUUGUCCUUGGUAGCGUUGGACCCGCCAACGUUGGUUCCGGCUCCAACUCCGGAUCUGGCUCUGAUUCCGCCCCAUCUCAAAGCCCCGAGUCUGGCAAUGAUGCUACCCAGACCACUCCCGCUACGCCUGAGGCUACUCCCGAGACCACCCCCGAGACUGCUCCUGAGACCACCCCUGAGGCUGUCAACGAGCAAGAAGCCCUUCCCGAUCGCCCCGAGGAGACUGAGGCUGAGCCCGUCGCGAAUGCUGAGGUCAAGCCUGUCGCUUCCGACGACUGCGAGGAGGAAACGGACGCUACUCCUUCCAAGACUGAGGAGAAGCCCGUUGCCACCGGAGACUGUGACGAGGAAGAGACCUCCGAGGCUGCCGCCGACUCCUCCUCUUCCGCUGGUUCCUCCACUGCUCAGAUGUACGGUCAAUGCGGAGGCAAGAACUGGACUGGUGCUACCACGUGCCCCUCUGGCUCUUCUUGCAAGAAGAUGAACGACUAUUACUCCCAGUGCAUUGGCUCCAACAGCCGUGUUCGUCGCUAUGUCCAGUAAGGAGCGUUGGCUGUAGUCAAAUCGUAACGCGACGCGACGCGAUUGAACUUUUCUUGUAAUUAUUAUCAUUUAUCUACUCACCUCGACCUCGAGCAAUGAAGAGUAUAUAGCGAUUGAAUGGGCAUAGAACCCAACUUCACUUUUACAACUUUUUAAUUUUAAAAUGCCACAACCGAUGUGAAUUUGAACGGUAUGC